UAUCCAUGGUCUGUCUAUGCCCUUAGCUUGUCUACGUACACUUUCAUCUCCAUCAAAUCGAAUAGGAAGAUCCAUCAAGAGAUCGAUCGGCGAGUAGCAACAAGAUGGCAUCCCAUCACCUCAUCACUCUCGCGGCCAUUGUGCUGCAGCUGCAGCUGGCCGUGGUCUGUCCCGCCGCCGCCGGCGACGGAACCAUGCACCACCUUCACUUCUUCAUGCACGACGGGUACACGGGCCCGCGCCCCACGGCGGUGCUGAUCGUGAACGGCACGGGCGCCCCGCUGAUGUCCGGCGGCGUGCGGUUCGGCGACACGGUGGUGAUGGACGACGUUCUGACGGAGGGCCCGAGCCGCGCGUCCAGGGCCGUGGGCCGCUCGCAGGGCACCUACGUGACGGCGUCCAUGGAGGAGGGCCGCCCCGCGAUGCUGCUCUCCAUGAACGUCGUGCUCACCGACUACCCCGGGUACACCGGCAGCACGGUGGCGGUGAUGGGCCGGAACGACGUCACGGCGGCCGUGCGCGAGCUCGCCGUCGUCGGCGGCACGGGGAGGUUCCGCAUGGCUAGGGGGUACGUGCUCUGGAAGACGGCAAGCUGGAAAGGAAAGGACGCCGUCCUCGAGCUCGACGUCUACCUGCGCGCCUGAUCCCAUCGUACGAGCAUGCAUAUACCAUGUACGUACGUACGUGUGUUACUUCGUUCUUACUUACUAGGCCGGCCUGUAUCAGAUCAGCGGCCACAAUAAAACUCGGCCGUUAAUUACUGUGUUUUAUCCCAGUCCUUCGAUUUGGAACCAAUUUAUAUUCAGCAUGUACGUGUCACUUACGGGGAGAUGUCCCAGCUGUACUUAUGGUCGCAUGGGUUAUCUCAAUCAUUCAUUCCUUUUUUAAGA
Messenger RNA from Setaria italica (foxtail millet), 890 nucleotides. RefSeq names its product dirigent protein 1. The transcript has a single exon. NCBI's taxonomy places the organism in Eukaryota, Viridiplantae, Streptophyta, Magnoliopsida, Poales, Poaceae. Bases 105 to 644 code for a protein of 179 amino acids. The record is from RefSeq and is a predicted model, not a curated record.